Molecule: messenger RNA, 2169 nt
Organism: Caenorhabditis remanei
Lineage: Eukaryota; Metazoa; Nematoda; Chromadorea; Rhabditida; Rhabditidae
Exons: 6
Coding region: 1-2169 (722 amino acids)
Biological process (GO): proteolysis
Molecular function (GO): cysteine-type peptidase activity
Source: RefSeq, a predicted model, not a curated record
AUGGAAAUCACCAAGGAUAAAAUAAGAUUUAAGUAUUUCUGCAAUACAGUCAAUGAUAUAUUUGAUGCACUUAAAAUUAACGACAACACUCAAAAGUAUGCACUCUUAAAUACAGAAGCAGUUGAGAAGGAUAAGGCGUUCAAUACUUCCAGGAUAAUGGCUUUAAUGAUAGUCAAAAUUGUUUCUGGUUUGAACCGAAUUGAACCAGAUACCACAUUAGCGGAGCUUCUAGACAUACUGAACGGCAAAAAAUCAACUAGAGAGGCUGAGAAAUAUAUUGUGGGACUCAAACAGUUGAACGUAUCAUCCGAGGGUUAUUUGUCUGAAGUUCUCGUAUUACCAUCUGGAGAAUCGGAUGUGAGACAACUCAAUAUGGAUUCUGCAAUAAACGACCACACCACUACAGAUGUCAAGGCUAAAAAACGAUCUCCGUUAACCCAACUACCGGCUUUCACACGUCAAAACGCUCAAUCAGUUGAUACGGAGGGAUUUUCUAAAGAAGUAUCAAGCGAUCAUCAACAUUGGAACCAAACAUCAAUGAGUAGUAUCCCUAGUCCAAAACGGUCUCGUUAUGAAACUACCUCUAUUGAACCAUUACCACAACUACCGGCGGUAAAAAUGACCUCCAAGAAACCCACAUCGGAAGUGCACGAAAGUCAGUAUCAACAGCAAUUCAUUCUUCUCAAGAACCCACCAAAUGUUAUUCCGAAUAGACAUCAACAUGUAUUGACUGUUCAACCUUUGAUACGUAUUCCAGCAUAUAAGGAACUCACUUUCAAACAAAUGCAGAAUGAACUACGAAAAUCGUGUGCCCAACAUCCUAAGAAACAAGCAAUAGUCGCAAAUUCAUUGUGCCAAAUUUUUGAGAGAAUGAAGAAUCAACAUCCACAAGUGCAUCCACUUCCAAGUUUACCUGGAAUCGCCGAGCAGAGUUGCCCGUCACCAUCAAACAGUGCUAGGGUGAACAAUACUGUUCCAGCUUCAGUUUCAAGAAACAAAAAGUAUGAAGCACCGAGAACACAUCCGUAUUUUUCUCAUCCACCUUCUCAAGAAAACAAUAAUUUCUCGUUUGCUCCUCUCGGAAGAUUGACGCAGACGCCUAUUGUUUCUGAAUUGAAUCUCAGUGCUAUUGAAACGGAACAGAAUUUUGGAACCUUAUCGAUUUCUACUCAAAGUGAGAAACAUGAAGCCAAAACAUCUCCGGUUCCAAAUAAUGAAGCGGAGAAAGAAGAAAUUGUUAUUGACGAUGAUGAGGUCAAAAUACCGGACACAAAAUCACCGAAAACGCUGGAAGAAAUAGGUAAACUGGUUCUUGCAAACAUUUCAAUCCCCGAGUUCUACGGUGGUCGACUUAAAUCAUCUAGUCUCUUGAUUGAAAGUUUCUGCACUCUCCGUUUGCAAUCUUUUGUAUUAGACGAGACUUUGAUGUUUCUGGCCACCGAUAUGAUUCUACAACAUUUGAGCGAAGAAACAUGUGACAGCGUUCAUCUUCUCAGUAACUAUUUGUUUCCAAGUUUGAUUGGUGGAAGUAAAGGCAAUGAGUGGUUUAUAAAAGAAACGAUCUCUCAAGAGAGCAUGGCAUCACUUGAAAGCAAAUGUGAACGGGCUGUCAAUAGGAUGAAAACACAUUGUGACAUGUUUUCUCGUAAAAUGCUUAUCCUGCCAACAUUUUUCAUAAGUCAUUGGAUGCUAACCGUUAUUGUGAAUCCGGGGCAUCUACUUGAUGGAAAGACUUGCCAUCUUUUAUUUUUUGACUCUUUUUACCCCAGAUAUUGGAACAUCCGAAAAAAUCACAUGAAGACCAUUAUGUUGAAAUACCUGGAAAACGUAGCCAAGAAGUUUGAGUCUGGAAGGAAUUUCCAGCCAAACUGUAGUCCGAUUGUACCAAGAAACAUUCCACUUCAACCUAGAGGAUCAAAUGAUUGCGCCGCGUUCACUCUUCAUUUUAUGGAAUGCCUUCUGAAGUCAAUGGACCACAUUUGUCAUCAUCCGAAUCUUGAAAUGCUCGACUGGCAAACACUUGUUCCGGAUUGGAGAGAACAAUUAGCUGGAAACCCGAGAGAACCUCUUAUUCGAAGAAUAUUGAACAGAGCAUCAUUGGAAAAUUUGGGUUACUUGAAAACGUAUGUGACAGAGAACCGGAUUGCUGGGUUACCACUUCAUUAUUGA